Messenger RNA from Acanthoscelides obtectus, 1430 nucleotides. The record is from the annotation of a GenBank genome assembly. NCBI's taxonomy places the organism in Eukaryota, Metazoa, Arthropoda, Insecta, Coleoptera, Chrysomelidae.
GAUUCGCACGGUAUUGUAUACUGUUUUCUCGAUCUAUUGUGAGAGGGGAGUCUGUCACUUAUGUUUAUUACCUCCGUGUUUCACGUACACAACAUGAAUACCUUCUUUCAGAAGUCCGCCUGCAUCGCUUUUGGAAACAAAUUCUUUAAAAAAGCCGCGGAAGCCGCAGUUUAACUUGCAUAACGCAGUAUGAACUACGUAGCAGCUGAACGAGAACAAUAAAAUAUAGCGGGUGUUGCAAAUUGAACUCUCACCAUUGGGAUCACAAAGUUGAGAUGUCCGCUACGGUAAAGAAAUAACCAGGUAGCAUAAAGACGAAUCUCCAAUGAAAAUCUAUUGGAUCUGGCAACACUGGCUGCACAUAACAAAACAGUGCGCGGCUCAAAGAUCAGGUGACUAGUCAUGCUUUCGUUGAUUGGCCAACUGCACAUCAAUCUGUCACUGCGAAAAUUGCUAACACGUAACACGUGACAUAAACAUUAUUGACUUGAUGACACAUGUGAAAUUGUGAAAGCAAAAUUCACAGUUUCCAGAAAAAAAUUUAUUUGAAUAGACGGUCUCUUUUAUUGAUUAGUACGCAACAAUAUAUUUUUUAUGUCUACUGCCUAGUGGAGUGGAAAAAAUAACAAUUAUAGGAUAUUUCGUGAUGUCAUGGAAGCAAGGGCUAGACUGCUAUACAGACAGUAUUAAAGUGAAAAUCUCAGAAAAAUACAAACCUCCAUUGCGUAUCAAUUUGCCAAUGACCUAUGCUCAAAGACUCGUCUUGAAUAAACAGACUCAAGAUAGUAAUUUGUACUAUGAGUUUGGAUUAGAAAACAGCGUUUUAGAUCAAAUAAAGGCAUGGAGAGGUUCCAGACACCAAAUGCUGCAAGAAAGGAAAAUAAAAUUAGAGAAAGCUAGAGAUGAAAUCAAAGAAUGCCUUCAGCAGAUAGAACAAAAGACUGGCAAUAGUACAAUUAAUACCAAGAACAUUGAAUCAUCUAGUGAUAAUGCUGUCUAUCAAUCAAUGAACCAUCACUCUAACAUUCUCACUCCUAUACCUCUAAGUUGCACCAAGAAUCAGGUAACAAUGGAGGUGAAAGACAAAAAUAUCAAUAUAUCAGACUUUGAAAAUGACACUUACAGCCCCUUUGACAAUAUGGAACUUAAAUCUAUCAAUGACAUAGAAGAGCUGGCACAGAUCUGGGGUCAAUCGUGGAAACUUUUCUAAUAAAAAAUUAUCAGGUACUGGGAAAACCAGUAGCUGCUAAGUUUUUCAGCGGAAUGUGAUGACUACGUUCCGAUACUGUUUAAGCAACAAGGAGCUUAAAUUCUUUUUCCUGGAAUAUUGAGCGGAUUUGGUAUAGUAGCAUUGGCGUGCUCAACUGAUUGUUAUUCCAAUAUAUCGUAAUUAUGUACUUUUAAUAAAUAAUCAUCGUUAGAAACAGUGA